AUGAGACUUCUCUUUGAGAAGGUCCGGCGCCUGGAGAAUGAGCAGCAGCGCAACCACCAACCCCUCUGGGCGAAGCCGCGACCUGGGCCCUUUACCGAACGCAUCCUUAAUUACCACCAAGAGAAGGAAAUCCAGCCCCUCCGCAUCGCCUUCUACACUGGCACAGAGGAUCCCCUCACCCACAUACAUUCUUUCCAGUCUGCCAUGGGAUGCAAAGGCUUAACGGACGAAGGCAUGUGCCUCCUCUUCCCAUCUACCCUCAGCGGGGCGGCCCUGAAUUGGUUCUACAGGCUGAGCCCCCGCACCAUCAAUACGUUUGACAGUCUGAAGCAGGCCUUCCUGGACCAUUUCAUGAUCCAGACUGAUCGCCUCUACUCUGCGGACGACCUGUACAUGCUUAGGCAGGGUGAGGAUGAGCCCCUUCGGGAGUAUGCAGCCAGGUUCAGCCACGAGUACUCCCCGCUGCCCAGAGACUGA
Molecule: messenger RNA, 477 nt
Organism: Prunus armeniaca (apricot)
Lineage: Eukaryota; Viridiplantae; Streptophyta; Magnoliopsida; Rosales; Rosaceae
Source: the annotation of a GenBank genome assembly